Myotis lucifugus (little brown bat) is the source of this 1876-nucleotide messenger RNA. Its product is annotated as glutamate--cysteine ligase catalytic subunit-like. The transcript has 5 exons. Gene Ontology annotation, cellular component: glutamate-cysteine ligase complex. Gene Ontology annotation, biological process: glutathione biosynthetic process. Gene Ontology annotation, molecular function: glutamate-cysteine ligase activity. Bases 20 to 535 code for a protein of 171 amino acids. The record is from RefSeq and is a predicted model, not a curated record. NCBI's taxonomy places the organism in Eukaryota, Metazoa, Chordata, Mammalia, Chiroptera, Vespertilionidae.
GUCAAAGGUUGAUGAAAACAUGAAAGUCGCACAGAAACGAGAUGCUGUCCUGCAGGGAAUGUUCUAUUUCAGGAAAGAUAUUUGCAAAGGUGGCAACGCUGUGGUGGACGGCUGUGGCAAGGCCCAGCAGAGCGCGGAGCUGGCCGCAGAGGAGCACGAGGAGUACGCCCUGAUGAGCAUAGACACCAUCAUCAAUGGGAAGGAAGGCGUGUUUCCUGGGCUGAUCCCGAUUCUGAACUGCUACCUGGAAAACAUGGAAGUGGAUGUGGACACCAGAUGUAGCAUUCUGAACUACCUGAAGCUGAUUAAGAAGAGAGCAUCUGGAGAACUAAUGACAGUCGCCAAAUGGAUGAGGGAGUUUAUUGCAAACCAUCCCGACUACAAGCAAGACAGUGUAAUAACUGAUCAAAUAAACUAUAGUCUUAUUUUAAAGUGCAACCAAAUUGCAAAUGAAUUAUGUGAAUGCCCAGAGUUACUUGGACCAGCAUUUAGGAGAGUAAGAUAUAGCGGAAGUAAAAUGGACUCUUCCAACUAGGCCCCUGCAGAGGGACUUGCUCGCUGUUUCAUUGGAGAACCGGCCACAGCUCCAGCCAGAGCCCGGCGUGACCAGGUUAACGACCGUACCGGUUCCUGGACCCAUGGGCCGGAAAUGGCCUGAGAGGCUUCCUUCAGCGGGUAAAUCUAGAGUUUUUACAGCGAACCUGUACAUAGUAAAGUAUUUUUAUGAUUAACAAUGUAUUUUAAUAACAUAUCUAAAGUGUGGACUGGCUUGUACAUUUCCCAAUUCUCACUCUGGAGCAACAACUGCCCAAGCAGUUUUGUAAAUGUGAUGUUCUAGUAAUUGUACUAUAUCUGCAUUCCAGAGUUCAAAAUGUUUACUGUAAAUAUUUGUGUUUUGUUUUUUUUUUAAAGACUUUACCUGGACCUGAUUCACUGAAAUUUAUCACUUCACUUUAAAACCAGUUUGUCUUAUUGAUGUUCAGGCAUCUCCUUUGUUUUAUAUUUAAAAUCACUGUCGGAUCCAUUGAAGGGCUUCAGGGGUAACCCUGGAUUCUGGCACCUUAUCUGUUUCUUUUGUAAUCGGAAUAGCUAACCACCAAGUAAACCCGUCGAACUGAUGGCUGUUAUGAAAGGUACUGUCCUUUUUUAUUGAUUUCGAUGAGGCAGGCAUUAAAGAGAACUCUAUAGGAAGGCAGGAGACCUGUACCCUGAGUUCACAUGUAGUGAUUAUUGGGGGUGGUGGUUUUCCUCCUGUGCAUAAUAUACAGAGUGUUGUCAGAAAUGGCACCCGCUCCUGUGUCUGUUCUGGUUGCUGCUGUGGAUGUAAAUGUGCAAAUCAGGUGCAGUUGCUGAAGGUUGUUUUCUUACUUUUUGUAGUUUCCAGUAAGCAUAUUGACAGACUUUCUUAUAAAAGCCAUUUGCUCUAGGUUUUACCUGGAGGAUAUCCUACAUGCUGCUUAUGCCCUUCUCCGUGAAGCUCUUCAAUAAAUCAUGAUAUGCACUAAGUUUUGUGAAUCAAGCCCCUAAAUGUUUAACUGUAAAUAAGUUUCACAUAAUUGUUAGAGCAUUUUGUUGAAGGUUUUUUCCAAUUAAAGUCUUAACCUACUUCAGAAAUAACUAUGUACAGUAGAUUAUGCAAACCUUAACAGGCAUCAAUAUUUAAACUAAUGUGAAUUUUAAGAGAUUGUGACAAAGCUGCUUCUGCUAAGCCUGCUUAGGUAUAAAUACUAGGGUUUGUGCUAUGUUUCAUACACGCUCGUUGGAGGAUUAAUGAAUGCCUGCUUUUCAUUUGCUUGUAAAUCAGGUUGUAAAAAGGCAGAUAAACUAAAUGUUUGUGGGAUGAGGAAAUAAAAGAAUGGAAUGAGAAUCCUGAAAA